Dacryopinax primogenitus is the source of this 522-nucleotide messenger RNA. RefSeq names its product DUF396-domain-containing protein. Gene Ontology annotation, biological process: endoplasmic reticulum to Golgi vesicle-mediated transport. Lineage: Eukaryota; Fungi; Basidiomycota; Dacrymycetes; Dacrymycetales; Dacrymycetaceae. Gene Ontology annotation, molecular function: COPII receptor activity. Gene Ontology annotation, cellular component: endoplasmic reticulum membrane; Golgi membrane; COPII-coated ER to Golgi transport vesicle. The annotation marks the transcript as partial. The record is from RefSeq and is a predicted model, not a curated record. The transcript is spliced from 3 exons.
AUGACUUUCCUCCAUGGCUUGAGUUAUGUAGCCGCGAUAGCUGGCUGCUUAUUCGUUACUCUCAGCUUAGCAAGCGGGCUUCUAUGGCUAUCAGAGCUCAUCGAGGAGCACACGAAAAUGGCGAAGAUUGUAGGCACGCGGGCUAUAUAUAUCAUCAUUUUGAUACACGUCGUAUUAUGGCUGCUCGACUCCUUACCAAUUACUCUCACCGCUUUCUCAAUCUUUUGCCAUUUGGUAUACCUGCAGAACUUCUCACAGACCUGGCCUUUCAUUUCCCUCAUCUCACCAAGCUUCAUAGGAAGCUGUAUUCUCGUCAUCAUUGACCACUUCGUAUGGUUUCAUUACUUUGCUCAAAGAACACAAGAAGCUCGUAUGCGAGGGAGAGGUCGACUACCUUAUCAGCAGCAGCCUGUCGAGGCUCCUGUGUUCAUGGACAUCGCAGCAUUCUUCGCGAUAUGCGUAUGGCUUGUGCCGUUAUUCUUGUUCCUCAGCCUCAGCGCCAAUGACAAUGCGCUUCCUACA